Tigriopus californicus is the source of this 1201-nucleotide messenger RNA. RefSeq names its product probable H/ACA ribonucleoprotein complex subunit 1. The coding region runs from base 16 to 1035 and encodes 339 amino acids. The transcript is spliced from 2 exons. NCBI's taxonomy places the organism in Eukaryota, Metazoa, Arthropoda, Copepoda, Harpacticoida, Harpacticidae. The record is from RefSeq and is a predicted model, not a curated record.
UGUCCACUAGGUGCAAUGAAUUCCAAAUUGAUUUGCUCCCUCUUCGUUCUCCUGGCUGUGGUACACGUUAAUGUUGCACAUGGCCGUGGGCGAAGGCGUGGCAAUUGUGGAGGAGAUGGCAACGGAGGUGGUGGCAAUGGAGGUGGUGGGGGAACCGGUGGUGGCGGCGGCGGUACGGGAGGUGGCACUGGAGGCGGAGGAACCGGUGGUGGCGGUGAUGGAGGUGGGGCAGGAACAGGAGGUUCUGGAAAUGGUGGCGCUCCACUCAUAAUCAACCCAAACCAGCGCCGUGAUGACUCAGAACUAAAUAACAACAACAACAAUACCCUUGAGUUCAGUGGCGUGGAUGGGGACAAUGAUGAAAACGAUGGAGGAGAAAGUGAAGCUUUCAAUGGAGGAAACAAUAGUGGAGAAAGCAGCGGAGAGAAUGAAUUUGAUGGAUUUCGCCCGCGUCCAGGCCCCCCAAACAGAUUCAGGGGCAAUAACGGCUUCCAAAACGGCUUCCAAAACGGCAGAUUCCAAGGCAACAAUGAAUUCCAACCUGGCCCAUUCCAGGGCAACAAUGGAUUCCAACAUGGCCAAUUCCAGGGUGGUAAUGGUUUUCGAGAAGGCAGAUUCCAGGGCGUUAAUGGUUUCCGAAAUGGUAGAUUCCAGGGUGGCAAUGGCUUCCCAAAUGGUAGAUUCCAGGGUGGCAAUGGCUUCCAAAAUGGUAGAUUCCAGAGCGGUAACGAUUUCCGACGAGGCAGAUUUCGUGGCAAUAAUGGUUUCCAAGGAGACAGAUUCCAGGGCGGCAAUCAAUUUCAAGGAGGCAGAUCCCAAGGCAACAAUGAUUUCCGAGAAGGCAGAUUCCAGGGCAACAACCAAUUUCAAGGUGGCAAAUCCCGCGGCAAUAAUGAUUUUCAAGGAGGCAGAUCACAGGCCAAAAACAAAUUCCAAGGAGGCAGAUCCCAGGGCAACAACGAAUUCCAAGGUGGCAGAUCCCCUGGCAAUAAUGGGCCCCAAGAAGAAGGUGACUUCCGUGGUGAAAAUAGAUAAGCUGGAUUUUCGACAGACUAUGGAUAUCAAAAUUUUGAUUUUCUGCGGCCAAGUCGUUUAUAAAGUGAUGAAUUAAUGUGUUACCUCAUAUGUGGAUAAAUGCCAAGCUCAAACCUAAGUUUGCGUUGCAUUUGUGCAUGUUUAAAUGAAUCAGUGGUUUUCUUCA